ACCAGCUGGCCUUCACAAUUCAUAGCUUUCACAGGAUAAAAGAGAGCAGAGAGAAGCAGAGUUUCUUAUGUAAAAUUCAAAGCUAGAGGACAUGAGCGGUGUGCACUCAGUGCAAAUAAGCUGCUUUCCUCUGCCUCUUACUAUUUCUUCCCCCUUUCAUUUUUUGGCAUUUUGCAGGCUUGGGAAGUCUGUCGAAAGCAAAGUUCUCUUUUUUAUGCAUACAAUCUAUUUGGAGAAAAGCAUAGACGAGUCCAAGAAUUAGAAGAUCCAAAAAACUUGUUUAAGGAUCAGCAAUCUUUUACCCUUCUUGGGUUGUUGCUAUUUCAAGUUUGUGAUCUCUCUUUUCUGUCCUUUUUGAACCCACAAACACCACAAGCCAGCCAGCCAGGCCAGGGCCUAACGUAUUUGAUAUUUCUUUCUUUCAUGUGUUUUUUGAACUCAGAAACAAACAAAGAAUGAAGCUUGUGAUUCUUCUUCUCCUUUUCCUUUAUAUACCCUCUUGGAUUUCUCACUUCUGUCCUGUUCGUGCUGUACCUCUACAUGAGCAAUACGUUUCCUCUUCAGCUUCCUCUCCUUCGUCUACAGUUCCUGCUUCCAUGGCUCCUUUCUCUCCAGGAAUUCAAUCCCAACAGGGAACGGAAGAGGAUCACCACAAGAUGAAGUUAGACAAGAAAAUACCCCUAUUACUCAUGGUUGCUUGUGGCAUUCUGGCUAUAAUCGUCCUUGUCUCUUUGUUUGCUUGUUGCAUUUAUUGUUGGAAGAUCUACAGUAGAAAGAAAAAUGCCCAGUUUUCAGAUGUUGAGAAAGGGGUAUCAGUAACGCCAUUCUUGGGUAAAUUUAAUUCAUUGAGGAUGGUUAGUAACAGAGGAUCUGUUCCGUUGAUUGACUAUAAGAUACUAGAGAAAAGCACAAAAAGCUUUGGAGAUGACAAUUUAUUGGGAAAGGGAGGAUUUGGUCGUGUUUAUAAAGCGUUAUUGGAAGAUAACAAGCACGUUGCCGUCAAGAAACUAGACUGUGAAGCUGAAGAUGCGAGGAAAGAAUUUGAGAAUGAGUUGGAUUUUUUAAGCAAAAUUCGCCACCCAAAUAUCAUUUCUCUUGUGGGUUAUAGUGUUCAUGAGGACAUGGGUUUUAUUGUUUACGAAUUGAUGCAAAAUGGGUCCCUUGAAGAUCUACUACAUGGACCUCGUGGAUCUUCAUUAAGUUGGCAUAUGCGGUUGAAAAUUGCUCUUGACACAGCAAGAGGAUUAGAAUAUCUGCAUGAAUUCUGCAAGCCACUAGUGAUCCAUAGAGAUCUGAAAUCAUCUAAUAUACUUCUAGAUUCCAACUUCAAUGCCAAGCUAUCGGAUUUUGGUCUCGCAGUAGCUGAUAGCUCCCAGAACAGGAACAAGCUCAAGCUUUCCGGUACCGUUGGUUACCUAGCCCCAGAGUAUAUGUUGGAUGGUGAGCUAACUGAGAAGAGUGAUGUAUAUGCAUUUGGGGUUGUGCUUUUGGAGCUUCUACUGAGAAGGCGGCCUGUGGAAAAACUAACACCAGAUCACUGUCAAUCUAUUGUAACAUGGGCCAUGCCUCAGCUCACUAACAGAGCCUUACUUCCAAACAUCGUGGAUCCUGUGAUAAAAGAUACUGUGAAUGAAAAGUACUUAUUCCAGGUUGCUGCAGUAGCAGUGCUAUGUGUGCAACCAGAACCAACAUAUCGGCCACUCAUAACAGACGUUGUGCACUCUCUGGUUCCACUGGUUCCUGUUGAGCUUGGAGGGACGCUAAAAGUUGCAACACAGGCUGCACCACCUGGGCGCACACCGGAGUGGCUAAACAAGGAGAAACGUUUCUGAUGUUAUGCACCCGCUUUUCUUUCUCAAAGUUUUGUUAGAUAAAUCCAUAAUUCACUACCAAUAAACUUGCUUUUGUGCAUUGGUAUUUGUCCACAUUUGUAAAAUGAAGCAAUUUGUAGUGGGUUAAUAUAGAAUUCUCAGAGAUCAUUUGUUUCCUUUUCCUCCCAAAAAAGGGAAAAAUAAGAAGAUUUGUGCCUCAAAGAUUCUUUUGGGUUUCAGGAUCUCUGCAUAAUUUGUGCGGCCUUUUGCCAAAAGUUGAUACUUUGUCU
This is a messenger RNA of Manihot esculenta (cassava), 2101 nucleotides long. RefSeq names its product probable receptor-like protein kinase At1g80640. Bases 456 to 1832 code for a protein of 458 amino acids. Lineage: Eukaryota; Viridiplantae; Streptophyta; Magnoliopsida; Malpighiales; Euphorbiaceae. Gene Ontology annotation, biological process: protein phosphorylation. Gene Ontology annotation, molecular function: protein kinase activity; ATP binding. The record is from RefSeq and is a predicted model, not a curated record. The transcript has 10 exons.